UUUUUGUUUGUUUGUUUUUUGGCCUGGUGACGUGACACGGCGAAGUGGUUGCUUGCCAGGUAGCUAGUUUGUUAACUUUGCCCCAUUUCUUUAAAAUAAGAAAAGAGACACCAAAAUGGACAAUAGUGCGAAAGAGAAAGAAGCAGCGGCUUUGAUAGCUGAUGCAGAAAAGAAAUUAAAAUCGUCACAGUCGUUUUUGGGAUCGCUUUUUGGCGGUUCCUCCAGGAUCGAAGAGGCCUGUGACAUGUAUGUAAGAGCUGCCAACAUGUACAAGAUGGCAAAAAACUGGUGUGCUGCAGGAAACGCCUUUUCCAAAGCUGCUCACCUUCACCUGCAGAUGCAAAGCAAACAUGACGCAGCAACAAACCUCAUAGAUGCUGGUAAUGCCUUCAAAAAAGCAGAUCCACAAGAGGCCAUAAACUGCCUAAACAGAGCUAUUGAGAUUUACACUGAUAUGGGCCGCUUCACCAUCGCUGCCAAACAUCACAUCACCAUUGCUGAGAUCUAUGAAACAGAGCUUGUGGACAUUGACAAGGCUGUAGCUCACUAUGAGCAGGCAGCAGAUUAUUACAAAGGUGAAGAAUCCACCAGUUCAGCCAACAAGUGCCUUCUGAAAGUUGCGACUUAUGCAGCUCAGCUGGAACAGUAUCCAAAAGCGAUAGAGAUCUAUGAACAGAUUGGAACUCACGCCAUGGACAGCACGCUGCUCAAAUACAGUGCGAAGGAUCACUUCUUUAAGGCAGCACUCUGUCACUUCUGUGUCGAUAUGCUGAAUGCUAAACUCGCCGUACAGAAGUAUGAAGAAAUGUUUCCAGCCUUUUCAGAUUCUCGGGAAUGCAAGCUGCUGAAGAAGCUUCUAGAUGCUUAUGAAGAACAGAAUGUGGAUGCUUACACCGAUUCGGUGAAGGAAUAUGACACCAUUUCACGGUUGGACCAGUGGCUCACCACCAUGCUGCUCCGCAUCAAGAAAACCAUACAGGACGAUGAAAACGACCUCCGCUGAUUUGCCUCGCUGCUCUUCCUCAAACAUGGAUUUACAUCCUGUUUUGCCUUGAGCUCAUUUCAACCCUUGCAGCAGUCAACCUUAUUUUGAUGACCAUUAACCCUUUGAUUCCUUCUACCAUGUGCAGUGGCUCUUUCUUUUUUUUUUUUCCUGGCCUUUUAAUCCACUCAAUAACUUGUGACUGCUCCUAAAAUGAUCUUGAUGGACAUCAACACUAUGUUCUUGAGUGCACACAUGCUUAAUGUAUGUUAUGAUAGAGGUAAUCAGUUAAAUAUUCAUGACUGAGCUGCAAUACUAAAUACCAGCACUUUUUUCCUCCCAUGUUAUGAAAAAGGAAGUGCAGCUGGAUAGAGAACAAACAUUUUACUAACAAAUACAAAAUUCUCUUUUCGAAACUGUGCUUUGCAGAACAGAUGAUCACCAAAAAAUGUUCACUAAAGCGCUCGGAUAGAUUAUUAUUAUUUCCUCCUGAGUGCUGUGAUAUUGAUAUCAGUUUGUGUUGAAAUAUAUACGCACCAAAAAUAUACAUGCUCUUCUGUUUUUAAUGAGUUGAAGUAAAAGAUUUAAGGCUU
Messenger RNA from Thalassophryne amazonica, 1575 nucleotides. It is a transcript of the gene napab, whose product is annotated as N-ethylmaleimide-sensitive factor attachment protein, alpha b. The coding region runs from base 116 to 1003 and encodes 295 amino acids. Gene Ontology annotation, cellular component: terminal bouton; vacuolar membrane; synaptobrevin 2-SNAP-25-syntaxin-1a complex. Lineage: Eukaryota; Metazoa; Chordata; Actinopteri; Batrachoidiformes; Batrachoididae. Gene Ontology annotation, molecular function: syntaxin binding; soluble NSF attachment protein activity. The transcript has 11 exons. Gene Ontology annotation, biological process: intracellular protein transport; regulation of synaptic vesicle priming; SNARE complex disassembly. The record is from RefSeq and is a predicted model, not a curated record.